UACAAAAAAAUAUAAAUGCGAAAAGCCAUAAAACUCACCUCAAAAACACACAUUUCAAUUGUUUCAACCUUCCCCAAAUUCCCAUAAUCUCUGUCCCUCUCUUUCUUUAUAAAAAUUCAUAUUUAACGACACAAAUACAUGUAAAGAAUUAAUUUCGAUUACUGUCUGUACUGUCAAUUUUUCUUUUUUGUGUAUAAAUAGUGAUUACUCAUCUGAUUUUCGAGGUUAAGGUGUGAAUUGUUAAAUGAUGGAGUCUCCGGAGAGGGGGAGGUCAGCGGUGGCGAUGGAGUUCCCGGCAAGCGAUGGCGCUAUGUCGUGCUCGCCACCGACUAUGCCGUCGUGGCUCCGACGGAGGCUCUCUGAGUCCAAGACGCCGCCGCCGUCUACUGUUGAAGAAAUCGAAGCCAGGCUUCGGGACGCUGAUCUUCGCCGUCAGAAAUUUUAUGAGAAUUUGUCCAGCAAGGCUAGGCCAAAGCCUAGAAGCCCCUCGCGAUGUUCGUCUCAUGAAGACGAUCUUGGACAACGCCUUGACGCUAAGCUCCAAGCUGCUGAAGAGAAAAGGUUGAGCAUAUUGACAAAUGCGCAGAUGCGCCUUGCUAAGCUUGAUGAAUUGCGGCAAGCUGCUAAAAUAGAGGCAGAAAUGCGCCUCAGAAAGAAACGAGCUGAGUUAAGUACAAAGGUUGAAAUGCGGGUUCAACAGGCAGAGGCCAAUAGAAUGCUUAUCCUUAAGGCUUAUAAGCAAAGGAGGGCCACAUUAAAGGAGAGAACAUCUCAAUCAUUGCUUCGAAGGAUGGCCAAGGAGAGCAAGUAUAAGGAACGAGUGUGCACUGCAAUAUGUCAAAAGCGUGCAGCUGCUGAGAAGAAGCGACUGGCAUUGCUGGAAGCAGAGAAGAGGAGGGUACGUGCCAGGGUCUUGGAGGUGCGGAAGGUAGCAAGGUCCAUUUCUCACCAACGAGAAAUUGAGAGGAAGGAAAUGAAGAACAAGCUAGAAGACAGACUACAAAGGGCAAGGAGACAGAGAGCAGAAUAUUUAAAGCAGAGAGGAAAGCCUCAGAAUUUUGUUUGUUAUGAGUGGAAUAUUACGCAAGAGCAGGAGGCUGACAUCCUUUCCAGAAAAUUAGCAAGGUGCUGGAGGAAGUUCGUGAUGGCUAGAAAAACUACAGCACAUCUUACCAGAGCUUAUAGUCAGCUGAAUAUUAAUGAGGGAUCGGUGAAGGGAAUGCCAUUUGAGCAGUUUGCACUUCUUAUCCAGUCAACUGCUACUCUUCGUACAACCAAAGCUUUACUUGACCGAGUAGAAAAACGCUUUAAUUUGACGCGAAUGGCUGGAUCUGCCCCUAAUACUUCUAGUUUUGAUGAUAUCAAUCACCUUCUCAAGCGAGUAGCCUCCCCAAAAAGGAGGGUAACUCCUAGGAAAAAUGUCUCAAGUAGAGAGGAUAAAAAGACAACAGCCAUUAGGCAAGCAGCCAAAACUCCUGUUAAAUUAUCAAGGUACCAAGUGAGAGUUGUNUGGAAGGUUAAAGAUGCCAGGUCGUUAGAGGAUGAUCUGGUCAAGGCUGCUUGUCGGCUAGAACUCUCUAUGAUUCAGACCUGCAAGAUGACUCCUGAUGGAGAUAGUGGUUCUCUCGCCCAUGAUAUGAAGGCUAUACAGAAACAGGUCAAUGAAGAUCAGAAGCUUUUAAGGGAGAAAGUGACACACCUCAGUGGAGAUGCUGGUAUCAAACGUAUGGAAAAUGCACUUUCUGACACACGAAUGAAAUUCUUUGAGGCAAGGGAGAAUGGAAUACCAAUCAGCCCACUAUCUACGCUGAUUUUAUCCCCGAAUUCUGCUUCCCCGGCUGCCCUUGGUAGCUCUGAUAAAACAGAUGAUUUGACUGAAAAUACUCCGAAGCGAAGUCCUGUAGUGCGGUCUUUAUUUAGGGAUGAAGUUAAUCCCAAGGAAGUUAGUUCCCCAUCUUCUAGCAGUAGCCCAGCCGAAUAUUCUAGUGAGAAGUUGGAAUUGGAGAAUGUCAGGAUCGUGAAUGAAUGUGUCCAUGGAGAGAACCUCGCAUUUAUUGAUACUUCUAAUUCUGCUGAUGAUGGCCAAGAAAACAUCAUGGCAAAGGUUAGAGAGACUCUAAAGAAGGCUUAUUGGGAUGGUGUCAUGGAUUCCGUGAAAAAGGACAAGUCUAACUACAGCCGUGUUGUUGAGUUGACAAGGGAGGUGAGCGAUGAAAUUUCUGCAAUGGCUCCUAAGAGUUGGAGACAAGAAAUUAUUGAAGCUAUUGAUCUGAACAUUCUCACUGAGGUGUUGAAUUCGGGCAAAGCGGACAUUGAUUACCUGGGGAAGAUUCUGGAAUUUGCAUUGGUCACUUUGCAGAAGCUCUCUGCUCCUGCUUGUGAGGAUGAAUUGAAGGAGAAACACCAGAAAUUUUUGAAAGAGCUGGCUGAGAUAUGUUGGGCCAGUGAUGGGUCAGAGAAUUCACAUGUCAUUGCAUUCAUUAAGGGCUUGAGUUUUGUUCUAGAACAGAUGCAGGAACUCAAACAAGAAAUAAGUGUGGCCCGUAUAAGAAUUUUGGAGCCUUUCUUGAAGGGGCCUGGGGCUUUAGAGUUUCUUGGAAAAGCUUUCACUAAGCAUUAUGGUCAUCCUUCUAAUGCCUUCACCUCUCUACCCUUAACGGAAAAUUGGCUUUCAUCUAUGAAUGGUAGUAAAGAUGAGGAAUGGAAUGAACAUAAAAUUUCUCGCACCUUGUUGACAAGCAGACGAGAGUAUUCAUCUCGGAGUUUCCUUCCAUCCACCACUCUUCGAACUGGUGGAAGUUUAUUAGUUAAAAUGAGCAGCACUAAUACAGCUGACACGUCUUCUUCACCCUCCUAUGCUACAAGUUUGACAGAGAACGCCGACCACACUUCAGAAUGCAACGGAGAGGAGAUUGAUAUAUUGGUGAGGUUGGGCUUGUUAAAGUUGGUAAGUAAGGUACAUGGUUUGGAAGAGGGUGAGCUCCCUGAAACUAUGAAGCUUAACUUCUCCAGGUUAAGAGCUGUUCAGUCUCGAGUUCAGAAGAUAAUUGUGAUUGUGACAAGCAUUCUAGUCUUGCGACAGGCUCUAGUGAGUAAGCGAAUGGUAACCAGCCAAGCAGGCAUGGAAAGCCUUCUUUCUAGCAGCGUCAAAAACCUUUCUGCACGUCUCGACUCUGACAAGGAUGCCAGCAUCCCAGAUAUCAUUGCAGUACUUUGUGAAGCUGUGGUGAAGUCAAUUGGCGGCAUGAAGCUCGAGUCAAUGGAGGAAAUCAUGGCGAGAAUGUUGGCCAAAAAUCUGGAGCAAGAGGAUGCUGUUUUUAACAUGGUUUCUCGUGCAAUAUAUUUGGCUACCAGAGGGGUCGUACUUGGGGGAACCGGUAAACAUGGAAGAGAACUGGCGGAAGCAGCAUUGCAGAAAGUGGGGGCGGCUUUGCUCCUUGAUGAAGUGGUGGCUGCAGCCUCAGUAUUGGUGGCAGUGGCCAAGGUUUCUGUUAGUGUUCAUGGCCCUUGGUAUGCAAAUUUGAUAACAAAGGAGUAAUUUGUUCAUUA
Olea europaea var. sylvestris is the source of this 3549-nucleotide messenger RNA. RefSeq lists its product as uncharacterized. Lineage: Eukaryota; Viridiplantae; Streptophyta; Magnoliopsida; Lamiales; Oleaceae. The record is from RefSeq and is a predicted model, not a curated record. The coding region runs from base 248 to 3538 and encodes 1096 amino acids. Gene Ontology annotation, biological process: signal transduction. The transcript is spliced from 11 exons.